AUGAGUGAUAGACAACCUCUGUUAAACUCAACCAAUAAAUUGUCUAUUGGUGACGAUGAUGAUGAUCAUGGAAAUAGGCAACAACUUUUAAGCGAUAGAUUUUCUGAUUGGCGCCGAUGUUUCAAUAGAAAAGAAAGCGAUACAAAAUACAUAACAUUAGAGGAUAAUGCUGAACAAAGUGAAAAAAAUGAACCGGUUGAUGUUUUCCGCUUAUUUCGGUUUGCAGAUCGUAUCGAUUUGGUCCUCAUGUUGCUUGGAAUAUGUUUGGGAGUAUUGCAUGCCAUCUGCAUUGUCGCUAACCUAGUUUUCUUCGGUCGGCUCACAGGAAUAUUUGUUACUGAGUCAUUUGGUGAUAACUGUGAUCAUCAAUACCAAAAUUCAACAGCUUCAAUCAAGAACUAUGAUGCAUAUCCUCAAGCCAUCAAGCUUAAUAUAUUCAACAAUGCGCCGUCGCACAAACUGGGCUAUGAUAACUUCAUUUUGUUAUCAAAUUUAGCUACGUCAAUGCCUUCAUUUCGAGAAAAAGUUAUGAACAUAGUACAGUGGUUAUUCAUUACUGGUGGUAUCGAAUUUCUGACUGGCUCGAUCGGACAUUACAUUUGGACCAUUACUGUGAAACGACAGAUAUGUCGUAUGCGUGUUUCUCUCUUUCAAUCACUUAUCCAACGCAGCAUCCCUUAUAUGGAUACCAAACCAACUAGUCAACUCAAUGCUAAACUACUUGAUUUUAUUGGUCCUUUCCUUCAAGCAGUUUCAGAAGCUCAAGGUGCAGCAUCAUCGGUAUUUCGAGUUAUUGAUGAGGGAAAUGGUACAGGCAUCAGUGAAAUAGAUGUAUGGAAUGAGGAUAAAGAAUCGAUAUAUAAUAUCAAUGGUGAUAUUGAAUUUGACAAUGUCAACUUUGUUUAUCCAUCUCGAAAAGAUGUACCAGUUCUGCAUAAUCUCUCUCUUAUUGCCCGUGCUGGUCAAACAACUGCUCUUGUUGGUUCAAGUGGCUGUGGAAAAAGCACAUGUAUAUCAAUGAUUCUUCGAUACUAUGAACCUUCAUCGGGUCGAAUUACAAUUGAUGGUCGACCAAUAACAGACUACAAUGUAAAACAACUUCGACAAAACAUUGGAGUUGUUAGUCAAGAACCAAUUCUGUUCGAUAUGAGUAUUUAUGAAAACAUUCGUUUUGGUAAAUUGAAUGCAACACGAACAGAAAUUGAACAAGCAGCACGAGAAGCAAAUGCACAUAAUUUCAUCAUGCAAUUACCAAAUGGAAAUGACGCAAGUAUCAACGAAAAAGAAGUAUGGGAAGAGAAUACAGAAGCCGUUAAUAAUAUCAAUGGUGAUAUCGUAUUCAGCAAGGUCAACUUUAGUUAUCCAUCUCGUAAAGAUGCAUCAGUUCUGCGUAAUCUCUCUUUUAUUGCUCGUGCUGGUCAAACAACUGCUCUCGUAGGUUCAAAUGGCUGUGGAAAAAGUACAUGUAUAUCACUGUUUCUUCGUUACUAUGAACCUUCAUCGGGUCGAAUCACGAUUGAUGGUCGACCAAUAACGGACUGCAAUGUUAAAGAACUUCGGCAAAACAUUGGAGUUGUUAAUCAAGAACCCAUUCUGUUUAGUACGAGUAUUUAUGAAAAUAUUCGUUUUGGUAAAGUAAAUGCAACACGAACAGAAAUAGAACAAGCAGCACGAGAAGCAAAUGCACAUAAUUUCAUCAUGCAAUUACCAGACAAAUAUGAAACACAUGUAGGCGAGCGUGGCAUACAGUUAAGUGGUGGUGAAAAACAACGUAUUGCAUUAGCUCGUGUUCUUGUCAAACAACCUACUUUCCUUUUACUAGAUGAAGCAACAAGUGCACUUGAUAAUAUAAACGAAAAAAUUGUUCAAGAGGCACUCGAUCGAGCAUGCAAGGGUCGCACAACUAUUGUAAUUGCUCAUCGUUUGACUACAAUUGAAAAUGCUCAUAAAAUAUAUGUAUUAGAUAAUGGAACUGUGAUUGAGGAAGGUACACAUAAAACAUUGAUAGCAAAAGAAGGAGGCAAAUAUCAAACAAUGAUUAAACGCCAACAAAUGGCAAGAAUCGAUGAUGAUAACGAUGAUAUAAUGAGCAUAGACAAAGCAACAGAAGAAGGUAAAAAUCGUAUCGCUUCAUCGAUCUCGGGUGCUGGAGCAUUUUUUGAUUUAUUUGAUCGAAUACCAACUAUCGACAAUACAUCUACUGAAGGGCAAGAAUUGGUUGAUUUUCGUGGUGAGAUAAAAUUUGAUCAAGUCAAAUUUAUCUAUCCAGCUCGGCCAACAUCCGUUAUUCUUAACAAAUUUCAAUUAAACAUCAAGCCAAGUCAACGUGUUGCUCUUGUUGGUGUAUCAGGUUGUGGGAAAUCAACAAUAAUUCAACUUUUAGAACGAUUCUAUGAUGUUACAAGUGGUCAAAUACUUCUUGAUGGCAUUAAUAUUCGACAACUGAAUCUUCAAUGUCUUCGUUCUCAUUUUGGUCUUGUCGGUCAAGAACCAAUUUUGUUCGAUUUAACAAUUGCUGAAAACAUAGCAUAUGGCUUAGAAAAUGUCCCAAUGGAAGACAUUAUCAAUGCAGCACGUAAAGCUAAUAUUCAUCAAUUUAUUGAGCAAUUACCUCAGGGUUAUGAAACAAAUGUAGGGUUCAAAGGUAGUUAUCUGUCAGGUGGUGAGAAACAACGUAUUGCUAUUGCUCGUGCUCUUCUUCGUCGACCUAAAGUGUUACUCUUAGAUGAAGCUACAAGUGCCAUGGAUUCAUACAGUGAACAAAUUGUACAAGAAGCGCUUGAACAAGCUCAGACAGAAGAUUCUAGUCUCACAUCACUCAUCAUUACUCAUCGUCUAUCAACUAUUCGUUCAUGUGAUUUGAUUUGUGUACUUGAUAGAGGACAUAUAGUGGAAAAUGGUACUCAUACAGAAUUGAUACAACAACGUGGAGCUUAUUAUAAAAUGCUUGCUCAAAACAAUUUAAAAUAA
Messenger RNA from Rotaria sp. Silwood2, 2970 nucleotides. NCBI's taxonomy places the organism in Eukaryota, Metazoa, Rotifera, Eurotatoria, Philodinida, Philodinidae. The record is from the annotation of a GenBank genome assembly.